AUGGCGUCGGGGUCUGGAUGGCAACCUCCGUAUAGUAGCAGCAGCAGCAGCAGCAGUAGUACCUCCACCUCGACCAGCAAGUACAUCCAGUCUUCAAGCUCCACAAACAUGUUUUACGACGGCAGCUUGGCGUUGGAAUAUACUCAAGACCUGCAUCUGAAAAUGAGCAAGAAGAUAGCGCAGCUGACCAAGGUAAUUUAUGCGCUGAACACCAAGAACGAUGAACACGAGGAGGAAAUCGAAUCGCUCAAAGAGGCCCAUGAAGACGAGGUGCAGCACAUCGUGACAGAGACGCGGGAUAAGAUCAUGCAGUACAAGAGCAAGAUGGCGGACGAGGCGGACCUUAGGAGGAGGCUGGCCAGUCUAGAGGAAUCUGUGGAGCUGCACGAGCACAUGAAGAGACAGGCUCUGGCGGAGUUUGAGAUGUACCGGCAGCGCAUGGAGGACUCCCAGCUCUGCACCGAAGCACAGCACACACAGCGAGUGGUGUCCAUGAGCAGAGAGGUGGAGGAGAUGCGUCGGGAUUUUGAGGAGAAGCUGCGCUCGUUCAGCCAGGCCCAGGCGCAGUUCGAGGCCGACAAGAGGAGGGCGCUAGAGGACCUGAGGGCCACACACAGACAGGAAGUGGAGGAACUCAUCAACAAACACCAGGACCAGAGUGCGUCCUCCUCUGAAGACCAGGAGAGACUGGCUGAACUGCACAGACAGGAGGUGGAUUCGCUGAUGGAGCGCGUGGAGGAGCUGUCGAAGGAUAAGGUCCGUUUGGUGGAGGAGUACGAGGCUAAACUGGGCAAAGCUCAGGAGUACUACGAGAGAGAGCUGGAGGCCAUGAGACGAACACACCAACUCACCACAGAGAACCUGCUGGCCUGGAAGAGGACCGAGGUGGAGCUGCGUAAGGAGUUCCAGGCUCAGGAGGCUGCUCUGCAGAGAUCUCUGUCCAAACUGAGGAGUGAGCUGCAGAAAGCCCAAGAGGAGGCUCGAGAGAACAGGGACAAAACCAACCGCCUACAGACUUCACUGGCCAACGCAGAGGGCACUAUCAAGAAUCUGCACAAACAGCUGGAGGAGGCCAUUCAGGACGGAGAGAUCUGGGUGAUGCAGCUCAAAGACACAGAGUACGAACUGGAAGUGAGUCGAGAGAGAGUACAGCAACAAGCUACCGAAAUACUACACAAAGCAGGUCAGAUUGGGUCUCUUCAGGCCACACAAAUGUCCCACGAAGCCACGAUCCGAAACCUGGAUCAGGAGCAGAGUCGCCUGAAGGAGAAGAUCCGGAAUCUGGAGGGAGAGAGAGAGGCUCUACUCAACCAGAGCCAAGCAGCCAGCGAGCAGCACAAACAGCAAGUGCACAAACUCGAACAGUCUCUUCGUGAGGAGCACCAGGGCCAUGAGAAGGAGCUGACGAGGCUGAGAGCUCACUUUGAGGAUGAGACACGCAGGUUUAAAGACGCCCAGGUGAGAGCGCUAGAGGACCUGGAGGAGAAGCACCGCAGACUGAGGGAGGACGCACAACAGGAGAAGGAGGAGGAGAAACAACUGCUCAUCAAGAAAAUGAGUCAGGAGUUUGAGAUUAAGCGGUUGUCGUUGGAGGAGCAGAGAGACAGACUUCAACAACAGCUGGAUAAUCUAAAGGAGGAACUGUCGGCUAAACUCAACAUGGCCAAUCAGGAGGUGUCUCAUCUACAGGAGAUUGUGCGAGAGGGGGAGCAGAACCUGAACUCAGCUCAAACCCAAAUUUCCUGUUUAAAAGAAACUCAAGAAAAACUGAGAAUCGAACUGGACGCGACGAGAGCCAGAGUCCGAGAGACGAGCAACCUCCUCACUGACCUCCAGGAGGAGAUAGAGACACAGAAGCAGCAGCACGAGGCCAGAGUCAUGUCCAUCAGAACAGAGGAGAAACAGAAGAUGGACAAAAUGGCCGACGACCUGGACCAGAAGUGGAGAGACGCGCUCAGGGAGGAGGUGCGUCUGCUCAAAGAUGAGUUGAAUGAGGAGUAUGAGGCGGACAAACAGGCGGCUCUGAACCAGCUCUCACAACAGAAAGAACUGGAGCUGAUGGCAGCCAGAGAGUCCUGGCAACGCAAAGUGGAGGACCUACUGGAGCAGAUCUCAUUGCUGAAGCAGUCCCUCGAGCUCCAGUUGUCUCAGUCUCAGGCCGCGCUGCAGCAGCUGCAAUCUCAGUUCAGCCAGGAGAGGGAGCUCCUCACACAGCAGCUCAAAGAGAUGCAGAGGGAGCACCAGAGGAGAGAGCAUCGUUUACAGGAGGCUCACUGCUGCGCCCUCAGUACAAUGGAGGAGGCCCGACAGCACCAGAUCCGGGCUUUGGAGGAGCGUCUGAAGCAGGAGCAGCGGGAGGAGGUGCACGCUCUGAAGGAGGCCCAUAGACGGACUCUUGACAUCCUGAGACAACAGUCCGACCAGGAGCUGCAGACGCUCCGGUUUGAGCUAGAGGAUGAGGGAAAGGCCAAACUCGCAUCUCUUCGCGCCGAGUUGAACCACAUUCACGCGACGGCGAUCGAACAUUUAAAACAGAUUCACCUCAAAGAAAACACAGCGGCCAAACGCGAGCUGGAGAAGGCCAUCGAGCACAGCAGACAACAGGAGCAGGAGCUUUUGAUGCGCAUCUCUGAGCUCCAGUCUGAGGUGUGUUCCCGUAGCAACCGCAUCACAGACCUGGACCACGAGAUCCACUCCCUGAACGAGACCAUCGACACUUUGACCCGAGAACUGGAGCACAAAGGCAAAGAGGUGCUGAGAGUGCGAAGUGAAGCCAACCACCAGAUCAGAGCUCAUGAGCAGGACCUGUCAAAGAGACACGAGCGUGACCUGGGUGAAAUAAGCGCCGCCCACCACCGGGAGGCGCAGUGCAUGUUAGCCGACUUCAACAAGGCUCAAGAACUGCUUAAAGACAAGAUCUCCGCUCUACAAAUACUUUUGGAGGGGACAGAGGAGAAGUUGAGGAACAGGGAGAGCAGACCUGAAGACCUCCACGUGAUCGCAGAGCUCCGAGAGAUGGUGACGGAGAGAGAGGCGCUGGUCAAGAAACUAGUGGAUGAUAAGAAGUUCUACCAGUUGGAGUUGGUGAACAGAGAAACAGGAUUUGGGAAAGUGUUUAAUGCGAGCGCUAACGUCGGAGUGAUCAACCCUCUGAUCAAGGUGAACGGAGGACAGCAGUACACUAAGCUAAACUCCAUCGUCCAAUCAGAGCAGCGCCUCAGCCUCUCUAGCCAAUCAGCUCUGGCCUUCUGUAACGCGCAGGCGGGACAGGAAGUGCGCUGGUCCCUGCCGCGAAUCAGGAAGCGCCGUCCUCUCUCCAUCAACGUCACGCCAUUUCCUGUCUCCGCCCACCCUCAUCCAACUUCACUCAGCAUCAGUCUGCCCCUGGAGGACUGCAAAAGCCUUCCUGAAGCUAAUGAUGCUAACAGCGUGAAGUCCGAGCUCCUGGCCCUGGAACCGGUCCGGACCAGUCCAAACCAGCUCGACUCCGCCUACUUCACCUUCUGA
This is a messenger RNA of Periophthalmus magnuspinnatus, 3507 nucleotides long. Its product is annotated as protein FAM184A-like. The transcript has 24 exons. The record is from RefSeq and is a predicted model, not a curated record. The coding region runs from base 1 to 3507 and encodes 1168 amino acids. Lineage: Eukaryota; Metazoa; Chordata; Actinopteri; Gobiiformes; Gobiidae.